This is a messenger RNA of Zychaea mexicana, 1119 nucleotides long. RefSeq names its product WD40-repeat-containing domain protein. Gene Ontology annotation, biological process: Arp2/3 complex-mediated actin nucleation. The transcript is spliced from 5 exons. Lineage: Eukaryota; Fungi; Mucoromycota; Mucoromycetes; Mucorales; Lichtheimiaceae. Gene Ontology annotation, cellular component: Arp2/3 protein complex; actin cytoskeleton. Gene Ontology annotation, molecular function: actin filament binding. The coding region runs from base 1 to 1119 and encodes 372 amino acids. The record is from RefSeq and is a predicted model, not a curated record.
AUGUCCAACCCCGUCACGUACCAGAUCUCUUCCACUCCCAUUACUGCUCAUUGCUUCAACCAGAACAAACUUAUUGUGUGCCCAAACAACAACGAGGCUCUGCUGUAUGAACAAGGCUCUGGGAACUGGAACAUUGAGGCUACUUUGAAAGGCCACGACAAGGUUAUUACGAGCAUUGACAUUGCACCCAAUACCAAUCGUAUCGUAACCUGCUCGCAAGACCGCAAUGCCUAUGUUUGGACACAAGAGCAGGGUGUGUGGAAGCCGGGACUGGUCUUACUCCGCAUUAACCGUGCCGCUACCUAUGUUCGCUGGUCUCCCAAGGAAGACAAGUUUGCAGUUGCCAGUGGUGCUCGCUGCAUUGCUGUCUGCUAUUUCGAAGAAGACAAUGACUGGUGGGCUAGCAAGCAUCUCAAGAAGCCUAUCCGCAGCACCGUCCUGUCCAUCGACUGGCAUCCCAACAAUGUGUUGCUUGCUGCUGGCUCGGCUGAUAUGAAGGCACGCGUGUUCUCUUCUUUCAUCAAGGGUCUUGACAAAAAACCAGCACCUACCGUUUGGGGCGACAAGUUGCCAUUCAACACCGUGUGUGGCGAAUUCAGCGAUGGCCGUGGUGGAUGGGUCCACUCUGUGGCCUUCUCGCCUUCUGGCGAUGCUCUUGCUUUUGCUGGUCAUGACUCGGCCAUCAAUGUCGCCUAUCCAAGCGCUGACGGUAACCACGCUGUGAUUACUGUCCCAACCAACACCUUACCCUAUCGCUCACUCAUGUGGGCCAACGAGCAACAGAUCGUGGCUGGUGGUUUCGAUUGUGCUCCCUUGUUAUUUGAGACUUCCAAUGGUCAGGACUGGCGUUUGUCUGGCUCGUUGGACGUUGGCCGUAAGAAGGUCUCGACAACUGCCUCUGUGCUGAGCCGUUUCAAGUCAAUGGAUUCCCGUGGUCAGGCCGACAAGGAUACGGAUCUGGCUACUACUCACCAAAAUACCAUUGUUGAGAUUCGCCCGUACGCUGGUCCACGCGAUAAUGUUACCCAGUUCUCGACGUGUGCUUUAGAUGGCAAGGUUGCUAUCUGGCAGUUCGAUCCUAGCCAUCUUUCUACUGAACUCGCAGGACUCAAGAUCUAA